Molecule: messenger RNA, 946 nt
Organism: Oryza sativa Japonica Group (Japanese rice)
Lineage: Eukaryota; Viridiplantae; Streptophyta; Magnoliopsida; Poales; Poaceae
Product: pre-rRNA-processing protein TSR2
Biological process (GO): maturation of SSU-rRNA from tricistronic rRNA transcript (SSU-rRNA, 5.8S rRNA, LSU-rRNA)
Cellular component (GO): nucleus
Source: RefSeq, a predicted model, not a curated record
AAGUCCCAAACCCUUGUUCCGCUCGGUCUCCCUCUCGCGCAUCCCCGCCGCCGGCUAAAAACCCCAAGCCCUCUUCCUCCCCUCCCAAGCGCUCUCUCUCUCCCCACGCCAUGGCUGGAUCCACUAGCGGCGGCGGCGGGGCGCUCUCGGCCCAGGCGGCGGCUGCCCUCGGCGAGGGGAUCGGGCUGGUGUUCGGGCGCUGGACGGCGCUGCAGAUGGCGGUGGAGAACCAGUGGGGCGGCCGCGACUCCCGCGCCAAGGCCGACCAGCUCGCCGAAUCCAUCCUCUCGUGGUUCGCCAACUCCAAGGGUAAACAUUAUUAUGAAGAUUUGGUGGAUAUGAUGUAUGACACAGUGUCCAAAUCCUUCAAUGCGGACUUUGAGGAUGGUAGUGUUGAAGAGGUCGCUGAACAAUUGUUGAUUAUGCAUGAAGAAUGCCUGCAAAGCAACUAUUCUUCAGUUGAGAAGCUUAGGAACUCACGUGCUCAAGGGAAUGCUGUUUCCCAGAGUAGAAAGAUGGUGGUUGAUGGAGACGAUGAUAGCUCAGAUGACGAGGACGACGAUGACGAUGGUGAGCCUUCGAUGAUGGAUAAUGAAGCAGGCAGCGCGGAGAAGAUGGCGGUGGACGAGCCAAAACCUUCCAAGCCUGUUCCUGACGCUGAUGGUUGGACUACAGUGCCACCUAGGCGUGGUCGGGGCAAGAAUUGAAAGUACAGAAGCAAAAACCUUGGCAAAGACUUUGCACUUGCAAAGACAGUUUGCCAGGAGGUUCUCAGUGUCAAGUUUUGUUCUAGUUUUUUUUCGAGGGAUGAUUAUGUUGUAGUAUCCUUUACUUGAACUGAGCUGUAAUCGUGUGACUGAUCUAUAAUUCUACAUUCAGGAAACUGUCUUAUCUGUGUAAUGUCAAGUGCCAGAAGACGAGCAAAAGAAUAUAUCAGUUCCCAGUA